This is a messenger RNA of Danio rerio (zebrafish), 2595 nucleotides long. RefSeq names its product RAD21 cohesin complex component a (gene rad21a). The record is from RefSeq and is marked provisional. Gene Ontology annotation, biological process: sister chromatid cohesion; animal gross anatomical part developmental process. Lineage: Eukaryota; Metazoa; Chordata; Actinopteri; Cypriniformes; Danionidae. Gene Ontology annotation, cellular component: spindle pole; cytosol; nuclear matrix.
AUCUUUGUCGGAUUCAAUGAGAGGAAACGGUUGCUAACUUCUCUCCGUAGGAGGGGAGAGAAAAGACUGAUCACGAACAACACGGAUAAGAUAUUUUGAAUGGUGUAGUGGAGAGAUCUCAGAUCUUUGACCAGACACCGGGGCAAUGUUUUACGCCCACUUCGUCCUCAGUAAACGUGGGCCGCUAGCCAAAAUCUGGCUGGCGGCCCAUUGGGACAAAAAGCUGACCAAAGCGCACGUCUUUGAAUGCAAUCUAGAGAGCAGCGUGGAAAGCAUCAUUUCCCCAAAGGUGAAAAUGGCUCUGCGUACAUCUGGUCAUCUUCUCCUGGGCGUGGUGAGGAUCUACCACAGAAAAGCCAAAUAUCUUCUGGCUGAUUGUAAUGAGGCAUUUAUCAAGAUCAAAAUGGCUUUCCGCCCAGGUGUCGUUGAUCUGCCAGAAGACAACCGUGAGGCAGCAUACAAUGCCAUCACCUUGCCAGAGGAGUUCCACGAUUUUGACCAGCCUCUUCCUGAUCUUGAUGAUAUUGAUGUAGCACAGCAGUUCACCCUGAAUCAAAGUCGUGUUGAAGAGAUCACCAUGAGGGAGGAAGUAGGAAACAUCAGCCUCAUGACUGACAACGACUUUGGUGACUUCGGCAUGGAUGAUCGCGAGAUGAUGAGGGAGGAGAAUGCUUUUGGAGACAUCAUCCAUGAAUCGUCUGCUGCCAAUCUUCUUCUGGAAGCUGAACCUGGUCCUGCUCACCUCCCUGACAAAACACCCAACCUUGACUAUGAUGACUUUGGAGACAACAACCUGGAGAACAGCGAUGGCGGAAUUUUAAUGGACAAGAUCCUAAGCAAUGAGGAUGGCGGUGGUAUAUUUGAUGAUCCUCCAGCUAUCACUGACAGUGUGAUGAUGCCUCAAGACCAUGGAGAUGAUGAUGACGACUUUGAUAACUUUUCUCCAGCUGGAGGUCCAGACAGUCCAGACUCUGGACCCGUGGAGCCUCUUCCCAACACCACUGACCAGACAGAUCAGACCGAACAGACCACUCUGGUGCCCAAUGAGGAUGAAGCUUUCGCUCUUGAGCCCAUCGACAUCACUGUGAAAGAGACCAAGGCUAAGAGAAAGAGGAAGCUCAUCGUCGACAGCCUGAAGGAGUUGGACAGCAAGACCAUCCGUGCCCAGCUGAGUGAUUACUCUGAUAUCGUCACCACGCUGGAUUUGGCUCCUCCAACCAAAAAGCUGAUGAUGUGGAAGGAGACUGGAGGUGUGGAGAAGCUCUUCUCAUUGCCUGCUCAGCCUCUCUGGAACGGCCGUCUGCUUAAGAUGUUUACUCGAUGCUUGACUCCACUGGUGCCUGAUGAGCUGAGGAAGAGGAGAAAGGGAGGAGAAGCCGACAGCCUUGAGGACUUCCUGAAGGAGCUGGAGAACCCAGAAGUGCCCAGAGAGGAGGUGCUGGGUCACAGGAGCGACGUUAUCGAUCAGACCAUCAUGGAGGAGCCCAGUAUGCUGCAGGCGUCCUCUAUGGAGGGCAGCAGAACCGCUCUCGAUGAGUCCAUGAUGCCUCCUCCAUCCCGCCAGCGCGGACUCAAGCGCAAGUCACUCGAGACGCUCGAGAAAGAUGCAGUUUUGCCUCCAAUGGGAGUGUUGGAGCAGACGCUUCAGCCCUUGGAUCAGUCUGUGCUUUCCCAUCAGCUUGAGAUGCCGCAGGUGGAGCUUCCUCCUGAGGACACCACUAACCUCUCUAGACUCAUUCCAGAGCUGGAUCUGUUGGAUGAAAAGAGCAAGGAUAAAGACAAGGACGACAGCGACGAAGAGGGUGAGGAAGGACAGGGAGGAGAUCAGGACCAAGAGGAGAGAAGGUGGAACAAGAGAACUCAGCAGAUGCUUCACGGUCUGCAGCGCGUGGUGGCUAAAACCGGAGCCCAGUCCAUCAGCCUGCUGGAGCUGUGCAGAAACAACAACAAGAAACAGGCUGCGGCCAAGUUUUACAGCUUCCUGGUGCUGAAGAAGCAGCAGGCCAUCGACCUGACGCAGACCGAGCCCUACAGUGACAUCAUCGCCGCGCCGGGACCACGCUUCCACAUUGUAUAGACGCAGACCCUCGGUUUUGUUUUUAGUAGUUGUAUUUAACUCGGUUGUUUUUGCUACUGUUGCUUUUGUAUCAGUUUUUUUGUCCUUUGGGGCCAAUUUUAAAAGGUUUCAAGUCAAACCCAAUAGAUCAUGAAGACAUUAUACCUGCAUAGUGAGAUGUUCUGUUAGUACAUGUUGGAUCUCCACAUCCAUUGGGACUCCGCAGUUUCACUACUUGUUGUUUUUCCUCCUACUUGUUCUUAUUUCCCCUCAUAAGCUUUAUCCCAGUAAGUUUUACAUUUGUAGUAGUGUUAGUCGUGUACAUUUUAAGAUUUUCUCCUUUUUUGUUUUUAAAUAAUGUCACAAUUGAGAGGCAAAGGUUUAUUUUUGCAAACCCAAGUGGAUUUAAUAACAAUAGUUCAAUGUUUUGUAUCUCUCUUUUAAUGGCAAUUAUGAUUAUUAAAGGUUCUUACAUACAAUUGGAAUUUUUAUGCACUUGUGAUUUCAAUUUUGAUAUUGAUUAAAAAGUUUCCUGGUUU